Messenger RNA from Diatraea saccharalis (sugarcane borer), 1546 nucleotides. NCBI's taxonomy places the organism in Eukaryota, Metazoa, Arthropoda, Insecta, Lepidoptera, Crambidae. The record is from the annotation of a GenBank genome assembly.
AUCGAAGUGUUGACCACAGAUUAGUAAGUGUUGACUGAUCAUAUUCGCCCUUUUCGUUCAGAUUUUAGGAAAUUUGAUUUAUUUCUCUUUAAAAAAUAAACUCGUUGAACUAAUUUAUAAUGUCGAGACCAGGAGAAAGAUCAAAUCAAGCACAGACUUAUAAAUUAGUAGUCGUAGGCGGUGGAGGUGUCGGGAAAAGUGCAAUCACGAUACAAUUUAUUCAGAGCUACUUUGUGACUGAUUAUGACCCCACUAUUGAAGAUAGCUAUACAAAGCAGUGUGUCAUCGAUGACAUUCCAGCCAAAUUAGAUAUUUUGGAUACUGCUGGCCAAGAAGAAUUCAGUGCGAUGCGUGAACAAUAUAUGAGGUCUGGAGAAGGUUUCCUUUUGGUGUUCUCUGUAGCAGAUCAUGCGAGCUUUGAUGAGCUAUACAAGUUCCACAAACAGAUCCUGCGUGUUAAGGACAGGGAUGAAUUCCCUAUGUUAAUGGUUGGGAACAAGGCAGAUUUGGAAAUGCAAAGAGUGGUUUCACUUGAAGAAGCGCAGGCCCUCUCAAGACAGUUGAAAGUGCCCUACAUAGAAUGCAGUGCUAAGGCCCGAAUGAAUGUCGAUCAGGCAUUCCACGAGUUGGUUCGUCUCGUGCGUCGGUUCCAAGAGGCCGAGAGGAUACACGUCAAAUCUGAGUACAGGAGCGGUAAAAAGAAGAACUGCGCCAUCUUGUAACAGGCGGUGACGUUAUAACGCACAUCCGAAAUCUAACACCUCAGCUAUCUCGUUCGCUCGUCUGCAAUCGUCCGAUGAGAGAACUAGACAGUAAGUAGUUGUGUAAAACGUUACUAUUCACGGAAGGCUGCCUUGACAUAUUGAAAUUCUAAAUAUAAAGUAAUAGAUGUUUUCUUUUAUACAUUUUAUAGGAACGUCUUUGUAUAGAAUUUAUGUACAUAAUCACAAUAUUGCAAUCGAUAAUUCUAUAUAAUAAGAAUAUGUAAGUAAAAUUAUUCAUUGAUUUAUGUAAGAAACUGCUGUAAAAGAUUUCAAGGCAGCUAUGUUUAAGUAUGUAAUUUAUAUUGGAACAUGUCUAAAGAGGAUAAAUAUAUAGAAAUUGAGGAUGAUUAAAUACAAAUGAACAACGACAACUCUGACAGGAAACUAUUUUGUUUUUUUUAUAGAAAAAAAUAUUAUGAGAUUUAAUGAGCAUUAUUCAAAGGACCAAAAGGAUAAUUUUGCACUGCUACCUCUCGUUUUAAUCACACCACUCCCUUAAAUGUUUUCAGAUUUUACAUUUUAUUUUUUAUAUAUUUUUAAGCCUUAUGUGAUGAGGUAUUUAUUUAUAAGCUAUUAUUGUGUUUAAUUAUGUGUCUUUCUGAGUAAUAAAUAAAAUCCGUAACUCUUAAAUUUUACUCUUAAACACACGUAAAUAGGUAACGUGGGUUAUAGUAGUGUAUUUAUAAUAAAAAAAAAUACAAAUUACUAGCAGGUUAAAUGAUUAUGUUUACAGUAUCAACCUUAAUAAAUAAUAAAAUGUCACAUAAAUGUAGGUAGAGCAG